UCUCAUCUCAUUUUCAUUUUCUCUCUCUCUGUUUCUCCAGGUGGGGUUUUCAUCACAUUUCUGAUUUCUUUAGUUCCUCAAUUCAAUUAUUGGUGACCCAUUAGUUGUUCAAAAAGGGGGAAGCAUCUUUCCUUCUCUCUCUCUUUAAGUUUUGAAGGCAAUUGUUGAGUUUUUGUUUUGUAUAUACUCAAUUUGGAGUGAUACCCAGUUCGAUUUCAACACCCAUGUAGCGAUUUUCUUUGUUUUUUCACUUGAAAAUAACUCGAUUUCCCCCCAAUUGUUUCUUGUGUUCUUGAUUGUUUGUUCGAGAUGCCAAGGCCUGGGCCAAGACCAUUUGAAUGUGUGAAGAGAUCUUGGCACAGUGAUAGGCAUCAACCAAUUAGAGGUUCCAUCAUACAACAGAUUUUUAGGGUCGUACAAGAAAACCAUGCCCUUGGUACUAAAAAGAACAGAGAAUGGCAAGAGAAGCUUCCCCUGGUUGUGUUCAAAUCCGAAGAAAUCAUGUACUCCAAAGCCAAUUCUGAGGCCGAGUACGUAGACCCAGAAACAUUGUGGGAUCGUUUGAAUGAUGCCAUUGAUACCAUAAUCAGGAAAGAUGAGAGCAUGGAAACUGGUGAACUCUUACCCCCUUGUGUUGAAGCUGCCCUUAAUUUGGGCUGUGUCCCUGUAAGAUCAUCAAGAAGCCAAAGAAACAGUAAUACCAGAAGCUAUCUAACCCCAAGAAACCAAGAUUCUGGUCCCACACCAGCUAGAACCAUGCCCACUGCUACAAAUGCUCGAAAUCUUAACGUCCCAAAUGUUCAGAGACCCGAUGGCAUGGAUUGGACACAUACAUUUUCAGAAUCUAAUAAGGAUUUAAGACCGAAUUUUAAGGUUACCCCUUCUGGUUCCUCCUUUUAUCCCCCCUCAUUUGAAAAUUUGCCAAGAAAAAUGGUGUCUUUUGAGAAUAGAGCUUCUUCGAGUUAUCCGUUAUACCAUGGUUUCCAUUUUCAACCACGAGUACCCCAGAUGGGAUUUUGCAGUACUCACCACAACUCCAACAAUAUAAUUGUUGGCACCCCGGUUUUCCAGCCUUCUUUUCAAAAAGGUUGUUCUGAAAGAUUGUUCACGUUUGAUAGAGAUGACAACGGUUCAAAGAAAGAAACUCGACCCGAAUUGGCAGAAUGUGACUUGUCUCUCAGGUUGGGUCUUGUUUCAAGUAAUGGAAAAGAGUCGACUUGUGUCGAUGAUGUUGACUCGGGUUCAGGAAGUAAAGAAUUCUCUUUCUUUCCUUUGAAUUCAGAGGCUGAAGAAGUUCAGGAUUUGGUGACGGGUGUUAGGAAGCGAAAGACAGUAGGGGAACCGCAGCAGUUUUUGCAAUUAGAUCCUGAUUUCAACCAGAUAAAAGAACGAAUGAAAAGGCGAGGUUUGUAGAUAUCGAAUUAGUUUUGUUUCCUUAUGCAAUUCUUUGAAAUGAAAAAGAGAAAGAAAUCUUC
Cynara cardunculus var. scolymus (artichoke) is the source of this 1475-nucleotide messenger RNA. RefSeq lists its product as uncharacterized. Bases 310 to 1413 code for a protein of 367 amino acids. NCBI's taxonomy places the organism in Eukaryota, Viridiplantae, Streptophyta, Magnoliopsida, Asterales, Asteraceae. Gene Ontology annotation, biological process: regulation of DNA-templated transcription. The transcript is spliced from 4 exons. Gene Ontology annotation, molecular function: transcription coregulator activity. The record is from RefSeq and is a predicted model, not a curated record.